Prorocentrum cordatum is the source of this 729-nucleotide messenger RNA. The record is from the annotation of a GenBank genome assembly. Lineage: Eukaryota; Dinophyceae; Prorocentrales; Prorocentraceae.
AUGCAAGCGAGCGGGCUUCUGCUGGCGUGGUUCUCGCUCGUGCCCCGUGGCGCUGUGAUUGCGAUGGCGAUGCUUGCCUUCUUGCAGUCUGACCCUGUUGUGGGCGCGAAGUGGACUGAUAUCCAGUUCAAGGGCGCCAUUGAUUGCCUGGCAGCCAAUGGGCUGACGAUGCCAGAAGAAUUGGCCAAUCUUCAAUUCGGCGAUUUGAAGGAUGCCGAUGGCGCGACGGCGCUGACGAAGGGCGUCCUGCGGCGCGCUCUGGAUCGCGCGACGGUGGCGGCAGCCAAGGCGAGUGCGCCGGGUGCCACGGGGUCAGCGAUGACCGAUGCGCUGGCCACCGAGGUGCAGCGCGCGAAAUCCAGGGGAAUCGCGCGCCCGUUCAUUUAUACUGAGCUCGCGAAGUUCAAGCCGCUUUGCGCGCGCGGCGCGGGCGGCUCUCCCGACGAUGACGAGCCCGAGUCGAAAGAGGCGGCCGCGUUGGCCAGAGCGUUCGGACGGGGAACCGCGGCGGAGAGCCAGCCGCUUCUGGCGUGGACGCCAUGGCACCAAGCUUACGUCGCGUGGAGCGUGGCGGCCGCGGUCACUGAUCAGAUUUCGUACACGAGCGCCAUGGCUCACAAACACGUUGUUCUCCAGGUUGCCUUGGUCUACGACCGCCUUGUGCGGAGGACGUGGGCCGAGCGUGCCGCCGCCGGCGCGGCAGGCUUCCAGGCCGCAGCUCCGCGCCAG